Messenger RNA from Penaeus indicus, 646 nucleotides. RefSeq lists its product as uncharacterized. The record is from RefSeq and is a predicted model, not a curated record. The transcript has 4 exons. Lineage: Eukaryota; Metazoa; Arthropoda; Malacostraca; Decapoda; Penaeidae. The coding region runs from base 1 to 444 and encodes 147 amino acids.
AUGUUACUGAACUUGUUUUGCAAAGUCAAGCGCACAGGUCCCGUGGGUGGAGGCUCACCUACAGGUCGCAGGCGACCCACGAGAAAUGUGAGCGAGACCCGAGCUCCUCCUAGUCACGCUCGAGCCAAUGCAGCAUCUGACCCUGAGGUUGAUCAGCUAUUGUCUGACGUUAGAGAAUACCUCAACAAAAAACUCAGGCAAAGCGGUGCAGAGGAGAGCGGGGACCAGGUGCCACCCGAGGGUAUCGUCGUGGAAGGUAAUAAUAUUGAAAAGUGUUUCACGGAGCGACCACCAGGAGGCGGACGGGCUAGACUUUAUCCAAAACAUCGGCCAAAGCAAGACGAGCGGAGACAAAGGAUGGCGGCAGAUCCCAUGCAGAAGGAGAGGCAGAGGAUCCAACAGUCCAUUCACGCCAUAAAUGCGCUUCUGAAGCAAUAUUCCUGAGACCUUUGUCGAUUCAAAGAGCAAUAACCGCCGUCAAUAUAUCUGAAAAAAGGAACAGAUUAGCAUAUAUUGGAUACUUUGAACCUUUUUAUAAUUUUCCACAAUAUAUCUUAAACGUAUAUCUCCUCCGUCCAGACCUUCUCAGCAAUUACUCCAGCCUCUUUUUGGUGAAACUGAAUGAUCUUACGUGAAAGUUUUUACC